AUGAACAACGAACGAUCAGAAAGUGAGUUAAUAAAAUUUCAAAUGUGAAAAUUGAAAAUAUUAACUUGAAAAUUUUCAGUACAAAACGAGCUAAAAAAAGGUCCGUGUGCAGAUUGUGGAUUUUUAUCAGCAAAAUGGGCAUCGUUGACAAGAGGAGUUGUUGUAUGUUCAGAUUGUUAUGCACAACAUACGUAUCUCGGUUGGUUUUUUUUGGAUUUUGGGGCUCUAAUGAGAGUUAGGAGGGUUUUGAACAUUUCAAUUUUAGAAUUUAGGGUUCAGUGAAGCUUUCAGGCCCAGAACAAAUCCUGAACAUCAAAUAUAAUUUCUAAAAAUAUGAAAUCAUAUUGAAAAUGUUUGUGACUUGAACUUCUGGUCCCAGAAUCUAAUUUCCAUCAAUUAAUCUAGCGAUUGUUAUUUUCAGGUCCAUCUGUGAGCUUCUGUCAAUUUAUUGAAACCGAAUCUUGGGAUAUUGAACAUCUGAGGCUACUUCUAGCAUUACACAAGUAAGUUUUCCAGAUUUCAAAUUUUUCCAACUUCAUCUUAUAUAAAUAAUUUUCAGAUCAAAUGCGAACAAAAUCUGGGAAAACACAGUGUCUGAAACAAAAUGGAAAAAGCCAGCCUAUCCGUGAGUUUCAGAUAUUUUCUGUAAAUUCAAAAAUUAAUCUUAAAUGUUUUCAGACAAGCUGGAGAGAUCACAAAAAUGUUUGUCAAGGAAAAAUAUUGUAUUCAAGGAUUUAUCCCGAAAUUGGGAGCUGGUGAAAACCAGGAUAGUUUGAACAAUCAGUUGAUUGCUUGUGCGAGAAGUGAUUUUGUUAAUGUUACUUUGAGGUAUCUUUUUUUUGAGAAUCUCAUAUCAAAAUCAAAAUUUUGCAGGCUUCUCGUUCUUGGCGCCAAUGUGAAUUAUCAAGAUGAAGAUAAUGGAGAUACUGCACUGCAUGUUGCGGCAAGAGAAGGGAAUUCGAAUCAGAUUGAAUUGUUGUUUUUGUAUGGAGCUGAUUUAGCGAUUAGAAAUAAGCAAAAUUUACUUGCUCAUCAAGUUGCGACUGAAAAUGGGAAUGUAAGAUUUUUGGGGUUUUAGGGAAACAUUUUUAGCAUAUUCCAAAAAAAGUUUUACUCAUUUGAAAGAGCAUUUUCUAAUUGAUACAAUUAUCGAAGGAUUUUUUCGCUUCUCGAAAAUUAGUUAAAAAAUUUCAAAGUUUGAAAAAACAGUGAAACAGCGUGUAAAACGGCUUGUGUUUCUCCGCCAAUUCCGAUUUUAAUGAAAAUUUGCCAAUGGCUUUUUUAACAAGGAGAUAAAAUUUGAAUUGGAAUUAAAAUCAACUCAAAUUAAUCGAUUUUCAUUUCAGAAAUCUGAAUUUUCCAAAAAAUUAAGAUUUGAAAAAUUGAUCUUAUCAAAAACUUUUUUGUAAUUUCACAAAAAUUCCAAAAAAAAAAAAUCAAACUUGCAAUCUGAACCAAGUUUAAGAAAAAUAGAAAAUCGAAAUUUCACAGCCUGUAAAUUCCUAGUGACUUUUGACAAACUUCCUUAUACCCAUUCACUUUUUUCUUCAUUUCUAAUCAGCCCCAAUUAAUUACAGAUCAUAAAUCAAAAUCAAUUAAUCCGACUGCAUUUUUACUUCACCGACAGAUUCACCUAUUUCCUUUGCAAACGAAAACCUGAUCAUUCGGCUGGCAAACAUUUCUACCUUCCAACAAUUAACCAAUUCAAAAAUCGCGCUUUCAAAUAUUUCGACACUUGUCAAGAGACCAUUUUACAUUGUUCGGAUUCUACACUCUACGAAAUGAGUCAGGAUUUUUAUGAUGAAAUUAAUCGACGCGACAAUUUGGCUGUUUGGCACACUAAAGUUCAUGUUGAAAAUAACACUGAACCGAAUCUCUGGUUUUUACCGGUAAGUAAAGUUUAUUUAUAUUAACAAAAAAAACUAAUUCUAAUUUUGUUCCAGCCGAAUCCACAUUUCUGCGCAGCUCGAAAUCAAAGACGACAGAAAUUCGGAAAAAUGAGCCUUGCUGCUUUCGAAUGUUUUAUAUAUCAUAUGAUUAGAGAGCAAAAACGGAGAUUUAAUGGAGAGCCGGCAACAAUGACAACAUCUACACCAAGACUGCAAACCAAACCAAAAACGUGGGAUUUUUUUUGGGAGAAGGGUUUUAGAAUUUUAGGAAGCAAGAAAUCCAAUUCUGAAUUCACUUUUAGAUAUUGUUCUGACAUUGAGUUAGGAUUUCGAGCAUAGCUUUCAGAUUCAUGAUCAGAAAAUGGAAUUAUUCAAAAUCAGAUAUCUCUGUUUUGAUUCAGAUCAAAAUUAAAAAUUUGUGGAAAUUUUUUCAGAAGAGCUGAUCUUGAUAGAUCUGAAUGUGAUGAUGCUCUUCCAUCUUGCUCUCCACCAGUAACUCGACCUCUAUCAAAUGACGAACCGCUCUAUGAUGAUAUUAUCGAUGAGAAAAUUUCUCUUGAUGAUAUUCUUGAGAUCAAAGAAAAAUUGGCCGCCACAGAAAAUAUUGUUCAUGCUUUGACAAAGAAGAAUGAGAGUUUGACAAAGUAAGUUUCCCGAAUUUCUGAAUUUCAUCCUCAUUUUUAUAUUUUUGUUUUCAGACUUGUUCACAAUUUGACAACACAAAACUCAAACAUCAAUGCCGAAUUAUUCUCAUUGAAGGAGGAAAUCAACAAAAUCAACAGGAACAAUGUGAAUCGUCGAAUUCCCUCACCAUUCGGAGCGGAUUCAACAGAAAGAUCCAUCCCAAUCCAAUAUUAUGGCGCAAGACAGAGUGAAGAUCGCAUCGAUGGAAAUGGCGGUGGAGCGAGAUGGAGAUCGAGUUCAAGUGAUCGACGAAAUUCGAAUGAUGUUCGACCGGUUGAAACGAGAAUUGAGAGUGUUAUUGAGACAACUCCUUCAGCAAGACCAUCGAGAAGAAAUCGCGAUGAAUUGAAUUUUAUUAUUCAACAAGGAGAGCACAUCACUAAAUAUAUUCGAUUAUUGAUUGAGAAAGGGCAGAAUGGGAAUACACAAAAAUCUACAAUUGAUGGGGUGAGUUUUGAUAUUGAAAUAGCAAACAUGCUCCACCGCACAAUUAAAUUUUCUUGAGCUCGAAAUAAGCUAUCAUGUUUUUUUUUUUUUGGUAGAUCAUGCUUCGAGUUUUGUGGAGCCCCGAAAAGAUUUUUUUUAUUUUUGUUUAGUUUUUAUAAUCAAUUAACUAAUUAAUUACCCUAAUUAAAUUAUUUCAGCUCUACUCUGCAGUCAAUAUUCUUAUCCAACAUCUCCCCAAUUAUAUUUCAAAUGAUAAAAUUCAAUCACUUAUCGAUUCUCUGGUGGUAAGCGCAUACUUUCUUGAAUUACAAAAAAUUAAAAACUGAAAUGUAUUUUUUCCAGCAACUCAGCGCAAAAUGUCAAAGUCCCUCCUCAAACGCCGGAGAAAUUGCAGAAUCUGCUCAAAUUCUCGCUGAUAAAUUGCGCAUUGUUCUUCUUGACGUAUAG
Caenorhabditis angaria is the source of this 3467-nucleotide messenger RNA. NCBI's taxonomy places the organism in Eukaryota, Metazoa, Nematoda, Chromadorea, Rhabditida, Rhabditidae. The record is from the annotation of a GenBank genome assembly.